Penicillium digitatum Pd1 is the source of this 363-nucleotide messenger RNA. The record is from RefSeq and is a predicted model, not a curated record. Lineage: Eukaryota; Fungi; Ascomycota; Eurotiomycetes; Eurotiales; Aspergillaceae.
AUGGUGGGACACGCGAGUUAUAUGUGUCCUUUCAUGGUGGGCUCCGAGCAUCUGGUGGACCCCCAAGAUGAUGUGGCUCUUUGGAUUACAGUAGAUUUUCCCGAAGCAACGAGGUUUACCCAUAGUGACGAACAGCUGAUGGAGUUUGUGGUUCAGCAGGUUCAAACCCACAAUAUCAAUAUUUCCGCUCACGCCCAGCAUUACCUGCGACACUGGUGUAUCUCGCUACCAGUUGUCGGAGUGCCUAGGGAUGAGGAACACAAUGAUGCAGUCAUGGCUCAGGCUAAGGCUCUGGCGCUCUGGUGGCUCAAAGCAAUUCGUGCACAGAGGGUCCAUCUUGACCGGAGUGUGAUUUUCCCUUGA